AUGGCCAAAGGGACGAGUCCUCGCUCCCAAACUCUGGCGGCCAACAUUCUCCAAGCAAUCGGCGAAAUCCUUUGUCGCCAACCACGCGAAGAAGAUGCCCUAGCGGUACAGAAACUCAAAGCGCUCCAAGUCUUUCCCGUCGGGCUUGUUAUGCGCCCAUGGCAAUAUGCUGACAUUGAUGAGUCGCUUAAUUACAAGUUUCUUCCUUGCAAGUUUCGUGAUUGCAGCUUCCUUGAUUGCAGCUCGCCGUGGUACUUCGGUUCACCAGCAGUUCUGCGAUCAUUGGGUCAACAUCUACCUAUGCUCGCCGCUACCAGCAGCUUUUCCAACAUCAAAAACUUACUUGAUUGCUUGGACCUUCGAGAAAAGUAUAACCUUCCUGCCAUUUGCUCCCCCGGACACGACGGGGGUUUCGGCGGCGGAGCAGCGCAUUCAGAGACAGCUUCCAAGAAGAUCAACGCGGAGAUCGAAAGAUUUUCAUCGCAUGCUAUGACCGUAAGGGUUUGGGAAGUGGACCAUUUGGAGUGCCAAAUGUUGACCCACGAUGUCAUAGGCGAGGCGUACUACGAUAUCUACAUGACGGAGCCUGUACACAUGCACACGCUCGACAUGUUCAUACCCAGGGGCUCAACUAUCGGCCUGACUGUCAUUGUGAACCUUCUUCGAGCUCAUGGUGCCAGCAUGCAUGGCAACAUGCCAUGCUUUUUUCUGGACUUCUUGAAAUCGCAUUCAAUCGAGGCUCCUGACGUGGUGUUCCCUCGGGAUUCUGGACCGUUUUCAGGUCAUAGCAUGAGGUUGAUCAAUGCCGCGGGACGGAAGAAGGGAGACCCAGCACCGGUACUACCAUUGUCUGGAUAA
Molecule: messenger RNA, 858 nt
Organism: Anthostomella pinea
Lineage: Eukaryota; Fungi; Ascomycota; Sordariomycetes; Xylariales; Xylariaceae
Source: the annotation of a GenBank genome assembly